AUUAUUUGCACUAUUUUUACUCCCUUCAUAAGUUCUUUCCUUAUACUAUUCCGUCUUUCUUCUUUCUUUUUACUUUUUUCCCCCGCUCUCCUCCCUUAUUUUUUCUUCUUUAUUUAAAGAAAAAAAACUUACCUAAAACCAACCUACCGAGUGACCACCAAUGAAGAUAAACCUUCCCAACCACUAACCGGGUAACUCAACCGCCCGAUAAACUCAUCUGUCCCCACCCCCCCACCAUAACUUACAACCAAAAUCUCACGUCAAACACCCCACCAUCGAACCGAAAAAGAAAAAGAAAAAAACACAAAUGUCAAAAAAUUGAAAUGCCCUUCGCACAACUAGUGAUAGGCCCCCCCGGCUCCGGCAAAUCCACCUACUGCAACGGCAUGCACCAAUUCAUGUCGGCCAUUGGGCGGAAAUGCUCGAUCGUGAACCUGGACCCGGCAAACGAGAAGACGACGUAUCCGUGCGCGCUAGACGUCCGCGAGCUGAUCACGCUAGAGGAGGUCAUGGAUGAGGAAGGAUUGGGGCCGAACGGCGGGAUUAUGUACGCGCUCGAGGAGUUGGAAGGGAAUAUGGAGUGGUUGGAGGGAGGGUUGAGUCGGUUGGGUCGUGAGUUUUGUUUCUUUGUCCCUUUGUUUCUUUGUUUCUUUGUUGCAAGGGAGAUUAGUUGUGUGGCGGGGCUAACGUAAGAGAGAGGAGCGCAGAGGAUUAUGUCCUGUUUGACUGUCCGGGGCAGGUAGAGCUCUUCACGCACCAUGCUAGUCUUAGGAAUAUUUUCCUGAAGAUACAGAAGUUGGGGUAUAGAGUCCGUUUCUCUCUCUCUCCCUAUCUCUCUUCCCUCCAUUGAGACAUUUCUGAUAGCUCUUCUUGCUAAGAUAGUGAAUAAAUAGCUAGUGGUGAUACAUCUAGUAGAUUCCCAUUACUGCGCCGACCCAUCAAAAUACAUCUCCGUCCUCCUCCUUUGCCUCCGUUCAAUGCUUCAGCUAGACCUCCCACAUAUCAACGUUCUUUCAAAAAUCGACCUGCUAAACCAGUAUGGCCCGCUAGCUUUCAACCUUGAUUUCUAUACGGAGGUGCAGGACCUGACACACAUGCUACCCUUACUGGAGGAGGAUCCGCGUUUGAAGAAAUAUGCCAAGCUGAAUGAGGCGAUCGUGGACCUUGUCGAUAGCUUUGGCUUAGUUAGUUUUGAGACAUUGGCGGUCGAGGAUAAGCUUAGCAUGACUCAUAUGCUACAGGCAGUUGACAGGGCCGGUGGGUAUGCUUUUGGAGAAGCGGAAGGCGCUGGCGAUAGUGUUUGGGCACUGGCGAUGAGAGGGGGUUGGGGAGUUGGGAUGUCCGCACAGGAUAUCCAGGAGCGGUGGAUAGAUAAUCGGGAGGAGUACGACGAGUUUGAGAGGAAGCAAAUGGAGGAGCAAGCUGCAAAAGCUAAGGCCGAGGCGGAAGCUGAUGAGUUCAUGUAACUUAAUCACACUGUUCUAGAGUCCUGGGAGUACGGGUUUUAACGAUCUAUUGAAGGGGGGUACGAAGCGGGGGGACCCAUAUUAAUUGUGUAAUCGUAUUGAUAACUCCAUCAUACCCCCACAAGUUUC
This is a messenger RNA of Tuber aestivum (summer truffle), 1595 nucleotides long. NCBI's taxonomy places the organism in Eukaryota, Fungi, Ascomycota, Pezizomycetes, Pezizales, Tuberaceae. The record is from the annotation of a GenBank genome assembly.